AUGGGCUCGGGUGAAGCCGCGGGCCGCUCAGCUGCAACGCAUCGCCCGCACAGUCCAGCAGAUGUGCCCGAGAAGACUGUCUCUGCAGCCGAGGAAGAUGUCAUCAUGUUUGACGACAGCUCGGACUCGGAUGUGUCCAUGUCGCCUGCAUCAGACGACGACAUUGAGGACACAUGCCAGCAUCGUGUGCCUGAUGACACGACUAUAGACAGCAUGCUUGAUCCACAGACCACUGCCAAGGGCCGGGGCGCUGCUGGAGGCGAUAGAUCUGGGAAGCGGAAAUCACCGGGCGCUGACUUUGUCCCAGAGGAACCCUCAGAGCAUGUGAAGAAAGUCAAGCUGGACAGGAAUGUGCCCUCUCGCCCCCAACGCAUAGGUUCUCUUGGAGCAGAUCGUUCUCUGCUACCUCCAGAGAUCUGGCAUCAUAUCUUCACUUUCGUCCCUCCCAUUACACUUGGCACCCUAGUGCGGGUCAGCAGACUGUUCAAUCUCUACCUCGAUCCCUCCUCAUCCGUUCCAUGCCGUCCUCCCGCCUAUGCUACACGGGGGCCCGUUGCGGCGCUUCAGCCAGAUGCCAUCUGGCAAGUUUCCAGGAGGCGUCAUUGGUCAUCCAAGAUGCCAUCACCACUGAUGGGCAAGACCGAGCUGGACAUGUGGCGCUUGGUCUACGCCACGAGCUGCCAAUAUUGUGGCAUGUUGGUAAACGCCGAUGCAUUGACAACCCAGGCAAAGUUGAAUCCGGGUCCUGGGUCGGAAAACGUAAAAACCAUUUGGCCAUUCGCAACGACGUCUUGCGGGCCUUGCUUGGUAUCCAAUACCACAAAGGAGAUCGACUUACUACUUUCGUCUUCUGUCCCAUCUCUACUUCUUCCUGCAUUGCCAUUCGUUCUGAUCACCGGUGACCUCCAAGUCUAUACCCCCAGCACUGUGGAGAACGGCCAAAUCCCCACAUCAGCACCAUUAACCAAGUUGUUCUUCUCAGAGCAUGUUGACGAGCUCAAGGCGGAGUUCCUGACCGUCAAGGAUCUCGGGUCGGGUGCUGCUGAAGAGUGGCUCAAGGGCCUUGAGGAUUAUGGCAAGCAACGCCGCCUCGAUGCUGCUCGAUGGGAGAAAUGGGAAUCCGCCGGCGGAGCAGUUCAAGCCUGUAGUGCUCGUCGACAUGAGCUGAAGACGUCAGAUCAGAUGCACCAUGUCGGAUCGGAAAGCCCGACGGGUGCCCCAAACUCGACCCUCGCAGUGGACAGACACGAAACCUCCAGUUUACCCAAUGCUGCUCCGAGUGCCCCAUCACCUUCAACUGGUUUGCAACGCAUAAUGCCUCUGGUCGUCGAUAAUGAUACGCCAUUCUCGGUACCGCCGACAUCGGUACAACCCGUCCAGAGUCACCAGUCGCGUGUGCGGACACGUGAAGAAGUUUUGGAGAUGAAAGCUGCUCGACAAGCUGAGAUCGAGAGGCGCGCUAUGUUGCUGGAGCCCCCGUUGCUACCCAAUAUACUCGCCCAUAUGCCUGCGUUUCAAGCCGCUUUGCAAAUCAUCACGCCCCUCGAUGAUCACGCAUGGGGGCUUCUCAAACCCCGCUUGCUGGGCCAAAGAGCCGAUGCAGAAGUGCGCGACGAGAAGGAGCGCAAACAACAGACUCCCUCGACCUUGCAAGUCGUGCAGGAACCAGCGAGGGCACCUGGAUCAGAAUCGCAGAGCAGAGAGUCGAAAGAGCUCGUAGAUAAAGACUGGGAUGACGCUCAAGCCCCUCUUCGGGCUGAGAUAUCCAUGUACGCCGACGAGGCCAUCCGCGAUACUUGGGAUGAUGGCAACAAGGUCGGAAGAGAAAACAGCCCCAAGUUUGCAGCGGAUGUUCUUCUAUCUGUGCGCAGGCGUUUCUAUUCUCAAAUCACAAAGGCCGCCGCUGCAGCCCGUUCCGAAGGCCGGAAGCCACCUCGCGAUCCGCCGCAGGGCCCCUUUACCCAGAAAUUGACACUUGAGAAUAUGAAAUGGCUGUUCGACACGAAGAUCAAGCCUCACACCGAAUCGUAUCGCAAGGAACUGUUUAUAUGCAACGGAUGUGAAGACAACCUCAAGGCGUAUGGAUUUGAAGGUGUCGUGCAGCACUAUGCUGCCAAACAUACCAGCUCACUCAGUCUCGGCAGCGUAGUAGUAUAUUGGCGAUCAGAGUGGCCGGAAGUACCUCCGUUCCACCCGGAUCCCAUUGCAAGAAGCGCUCAACAUCGCCAACCGGCUGGCCUGUCUUCACAUCCUGCAUCUGGGCACGCCCAUCAAACAGGCUCCAGCCAAACGCAGCAUAUUACAUUUGGGAGUGUUCCUUAUACACCAUUAUACCCCGGUCCACCCUAUACCGCCAACUACCCUCCGCCGGUUCAUCCGGUCCAGCAAAGUGCCUUUGGCCCACCGCCAGGGGUCUAUAAUCAGCAGCAAGGCCCUUACGAUCCUCCAUUUCCGCAUUCGCCCGCGGCUUUCAACGCCAGUCACAGCGCACCGCCGAGUGUGCUCUCGGCGCACCAGGGAAUGCUACCCAAUCACUAUUACCCUCCACAUUUUGGCCCUCUCAUCACGGGCCCUCCCGGCGUUCAACAUGGUCAGAAUUAUAAUGCAUUUCAUGCUAACAGCCAGGGUGUAUAUCCCAUCCCUCAGCAUGGCCCCUUUCCGGACAAAACGCUUUCUUUGCUUCAACUUGAUGAUCUGGCUCGCAACUCACGAGACGUAUGGAUGACCAUUGCAGGCGUGAAAGAACUUACUGGUGAUAUAAGAGUCAGUGUUGUUCUAUGGCACUUGGCUAAAAGGUACAGGUCUCGAUUUUCAGAAAGCCCACCGCUGGUGAUGUUCAUUGACGGCCUCUCCAACAACAAAGAAAUGCGCCCUGUCCGCAAUGUUAACAGACUCAUUUGCAAAGCUUGCCAACUAGGUCUGGAUAAUAUCGUUAUGCGUGAAGGCGAAAGAAGCACUUUCUCACUCCCCCAGCUCGUAACCCAUUUUCAGCAAAAACACAUUGAGCCUUUGCAGGCUAUGGGCGGUGCCAUGCCAGAUUGGACUAUCGACAUGGUGUACAUCCCUGAUCUGUCCUGUCUUUCAAACCUGCGAGCCAUGGUUGGCAUGGACAACCACAAGUUUGCUCUUAUCACAGAGGCGUUUCCUCAAGCGGCGCUUCCCAUGGUACCCGAGCCUCCGCCUGCCGUGGGCCAUACUGGUGCACUUCUAGAUGGCCCCGCCAGUAUCGGUGCUGGGUACAAUCCACCAAAUAACAUACCUCGCCAUGGUCUUCAAAUAAACGGUAUACACAUCCCGUACAAUCCUCAUCACGCAGCCUCGGAAUCCGGGUCGCAGCAUGCCGCCGCAACGGCAGCCUCACCAGCGGAGGGCCAUAUAAACCCAGCGUUUGCACCAUAUCAGGCACCGCGGCAUAACUCACAACUUUCUAGCCAUAGCAAUUCUGGACAGACCUCUCCUGACGCACGGCAAAACAAACACCGCGGUCGACAGCCUGCCGCAAGAGACCGGAAGCCAGCUGCCAGUUCAGGCGGCAAAACUCGGAAGGGCAAUGCUAGAAAUGGCGUGGAGAGUCCCGCCGCUACCAAGAUGGAAGACGAAGAAGUCGACAAGGAGGCUGAAGCCGAAGCACAGCGCCAAGAGGAGGAAAUUCGAGCCAUGUGGGCUGCUGAGCGCAAAACUGCUGCCCGCAUAGCUUCGACCUCUGUAGCUCCGCAAGUGGACUCCGGCGACGAGAGAGAAUCUUCAGCUAGGUCGCCAGCCCAGGCACCUGCUCAACAGGCCGUCUCGGUGUCCGCAGCUUCCGGCAAGCUGCUCGCACGGCACCCUUCACCAGAAUCCGAGUCAGACGACGAUGAUGAUCUAUUUGCAAGCUUGGAGUCCCACUUGAAUGAAGAGCAUACACUUCAUACAUACGAAACACAAUCAUCCAGGAAGCCCGACGUUGAGCCAAGGAGGGUGCAACCGGUCUAUGACCAGUGGGCUACCAGGGAACAAAGGUGGAACGACGAUGGCCCACUACCUUCUCAACUCGAACGACCUCCUAUGCAUGAGCACAAUCACUCGCAGCCCCCAACUCGCGCUCGAACCCGUCCAACACAGGCCGUUCCUGCCCAGUACUACCAAGAAACCAGUCCUCCCACUCACCCGCCGGAGCCUGCACACACUCGAGCGCUUUCCCACGGUGGCCCUCCUGGGCUUGGAUUUGAAGGAAGAUCGACAAGACAUUUCCACGAAUCUUGCGCGGCCGAUCAAGACCAUACUUAUCAGGCAGAUUACUACUCGUCACGUCCAACCCAGGAACUAAGGCGGCCUUCACCGCCGUCCGCAAACCAUUCAGGUCCGCGUUUGGGCGAAUCAAGACCACUGAUGCCGCUGUCAGGAGGGCCGUACACGGAAGCCUACGAGCUCGUGCUGGUCCAAGAUACACGAGGCGAGUAUUAUAUCAAGAGACCUAUCUUUAGGGACCAUGAACCUAUCUAUACGAGGUACACAGAUGAGAAUCCCAUCUAUCGCGAAUCAACGGCGCGCAGAGCCCCUGUACAAGAUCGUUAUGCGCCAGAGUCUCCCUAUGGGCCCGGAAAUCCAGUCCAUAGCCUGGGAUCUAGUCAUCAACGCGUCUUUGACUCUCCAAGAAGGUCACACGAUGUGAUGCGACAGACAUAUUGUGAGAACCCUUCUAGGACUGUGGCUGUACCGGAUGAGGAGUACGACCCGAGAUUUCCUGCUGCGCCACCCGGCCUCGAUCCAUCCCGUUACGUCCGCUACGAGUAA
Neoarthrinium moseri is the source of this 4773-nucleotide messenger RNA. RefSeq lists its product as uncharacterized. The record is from RefSeq and is a predicted model, not a curated record. NCBI's taxonomy places the organism in Eukaryota, Fungi, Ascomycota, Sordariomycetes, Amphisphaeriales, Apiosporaceae. Bases 1 to 4773 code for a protein of 1590 amino acids. Gene Ontology annotation, molecular function: protein binding. The transcript has 3 exons.